AUGAUGUUCCUCGCAGCUCUUAUAACGUUAUUCUUGCUGCUACGCUAUACUUCAGCUGCACCGCCUGCCGGGUUUCCAGGCGACGAGACUCCUUACCGAGUGAUCCCAACGGGCACUGUGUUGCCUGAUAAUAUCCUUGGAACAUGGCUCUAUGGUUAUAACGGCUGCAAAAAGAACUUCGGCGAAGGAGCCAAGGGCAAAAUUGACGACGCCUAUUAUGAUGCAUGGCUGAUAUCCAACACCGCAGGAGUAGCAUCAGAUAUCGAUUGGAACAGUGCUGCUGCACUGGAGUUUCUGGGUGUACCAGGGCUGAACAAACCUCAGCAAUCUCAGAUUCAGGCGGUCUUAGCAAAUACGGCAACGAUCAUCUAUGGCUCCCGCUUAAAUUUGUUCCCGCAUUAUAUCAAGGUCUGA
Aspergillus terreus NIH2624 is the source of this 414-nucleotide messenger RNA. RefSeq lists its product as uncharacterized. The coding region runs from base 1 to 414 and encodes 137 amino acids. Lineage: Eukaryota; Fungi; Ascomycota; Eurotiomycetes; Eurotiales; Aspergillaceae. The transcript has 2 exons. The record is from RefSeq and is a predicted model, not a curated record.